This is a messenger RNA of Penicillium mononematosum, 792 nucleotides long. RefSeq lists its product as uncharacterized. The record is from RefSeq and is a predicted model, not a curated record. NCBI's taxonomy places the organism in Eukaryota, Fungi, Ascomycota, Eurotiomycetes, Eurotiales, Aspergillaceae. The transcript has 2 exons. Bases 1 to 792 code for a protein of 263 amino acids.
AUGACCACUCUAUAUUUGACUGUAUUAGUGUCGCUAUAUCUGCGCACUGUAUUACGACCCCCUGUUAUAGACACUCUUAAAAAGCGCUCUGGCUCCGGUCCUCGUCGCCCCCCUUCAGCUCUCUCUCACGACCCUCUUCUACUACCCAAGUUAUUCACGCUAUUAUUAGUUAUGCCGUCCCGCUCUCAAGGAUACCGGACUCAAGAGUCCUGUCCCUCAAGUAGGCAUAUGGAGGCACGCCUAUCCCCCCUCGAUCCAUCGGUGAAUCCCCGUGGAGACUCUCACUCCUCACUAGAGCUUCCGCUAGGCCAUAGUGAAUGGGGUCUCGCCACCUACUCUCACGAUCGUGGCGGUGACCUUGAAACGCGCUCCUUUUCCUUUAGGGAUGAUCAAGUUCGCUCCAUCGGGUUCAACGGAGAUCAUCGACCGGAUCAUGACCAAGAUCGCCAAAGUAAUUGCACGUCUUUCGACGGUCUCAACAAUGUCCAGUCUCCAGACCAUAUCAGGCACUGUUAUGCAAAUACAAACAUAGAUCGCUCUGCUCAGGUCUUCAACGGCGACGUCGCCCGCGCUUAUGAUUCGUCUUCUACCAGGGAGCAUCAUUUACACGGUGGGUCCGUCAAAAACAAAAGUAAGCUUGUCAAUGGGGACCUUGAUAGAGAUACGUUCCUGGCUUUUUUCUGCAAUUCCAAUGAAGAAGCCCGCCAGGAGGAAGGGCAGCGGGAGGAACUUCGCCCUCGCCGGCGUGGACCCCGCAGGGGAGGUCGGGCCCUCCCACAAGGGCGAGUUUAG